Molecule: messenger RNA, 1835 nt
Organism: Thermothielavioides terrestris NRRL 8126
Lineage: Eukaryota; Fungi; Ascomycota; Sordariomycetes; Sordariales; Chaetomiaceae
Exons: 7
Coding region: 137-1588 (483 amino acids)
Biological process (GO): rRNA processing
Cellular component (GO): cytoplasm; preribosome, small subunit precursor; nucleolus
Molecular function (GO): snoRNA binding
Source: RefSeq, a predicted model, not a curated record
AACGGGAACUUUUUCAUCGAGCUGCAAUGAAAAAAUACCAGGCGACAACUGAAUCAGCCUGAGCAAAACCCAAUACUUCGCGGCACGGCCAUCCCACGACCGACGUUACCCGGCGGGGUGCUGCGCGUUUUACACCAUGCCGAAGGCAACAACACCGAGCUCGUCUCAAAAGAGGCGACACAACCCGCUCGAAGAUGACCUCCUGGCGACAGGGAUUCUCAAGAACCGCGAGGGCCGCCCGUCUAAGCGGGCCGGCAAGAAGCAGGCCGAGGAGCAGGGCUAUGUCGAUGCCAAGGCUUCCCGCAAAAUUCUGGCUAUGAGCCGUGAUCUCAUAGACGAGGAGGAACUGCAGUCCGGCUCGGCCGCCGGCGGAGAUGCGCGCGGCCGGUCGGCGUUCGAUUUCGACCCGUCCCGGCUCGAUGCCGGUAGCGACGUCGAGGAGGAUGAGUUCGCCAAUGAGGAAGCCUGGGGUGACGAGGAGGAUGUUGUCGAGGAGGUCGAGGUCGAUGGUGCCGACCUCGAGACAUUCAACCGCUUCAUCACACCCACCAUGAACGACGACCCCCUGUUGACACACGGUUGGGACGGGAAGCCGGCUGACGCGGCAGAAGACCAAAAACCAGGGACGAACCUGGCAGACCUAAUUAUGGCGAAGAUUGCAGAGAAGGAGGCCAUGCAGGGUGGCCAGGGCGAAGACCGCAACCCAGUGGAGGAAGACUUCGAGUUAUCACCGAAGGUCGUGGAGGUCUAUACCAAGAUUGGGCUCAUUCUUGCCCGCUACAAGUCGGGUCCGUUGCCCAAACCGUUCAAGAUCCUGCCACAGAUUCCUCACUGGGAGGACAUCCUACAGAUCACACGACCUGAUUUAUGGACUCCAAAUGCCUGUUACGCUGCGACGAGGAUAUUCGUGUCAGCGAAACCAUUAGUCGUGCAGCGAUUUAUGGAGAUGGUCAUCUUGGAGCGUGUCCGCGAGGACAUCCACGAGCACAAGAAGCUCAACGUCCACUUGUUCAACUGCCUAAAGCGGGGUCUUUUUAAACCCGCCGGCUUCUUCAAGGGCUUCUUGUUUCCCUUAGCCGCGUCCGGCACCUGCACAUUGCGUGAGGCGCAAAUCAUAUCAGCCGUCCUGGCUCGCGUGUCUAUUCCGGUCCUCCACUCGGCUGCUGCCAUCAAGACACUGUGCGAUAUUGCCGCAGAGCAGGCCUCUCAGCAAUCCGAAUGCGUCAGCGCAACCAACUAUAUGCUGAAGGUUCUGUUGGAGAAGCGAUAUGCAUUGCCAUGGCAAUGUGUGGACUCCCUCGUUUUCCAUUUCCUUCGGUAUGCCGCUUCCGCCAGAGACGGAGAUGCUGCGCCCAAGGCGUUGCCCGUAAUCUUCCACCAGUGCAUGCUUGUUUUCGCGCAGCGAUACCGCAAUGAUAUCACCGAGGAUCAGAGAGAGGCUCUCUUGGACCUUCUACUCAACCAUGGCCACGAAAAGAUUGCGCCUGAGAUCAGGAGAGAGCUGCUGGCCGGACGGGGCAGAGGUGUCCCAGUCGAGCAGCCCCAGCCGGCCUUUGACGGCGACGAUACGAUGCUAGUGGACUCAUGAGGCUAGGGUCCGGGCAUUCUCUCUCUCGUCUUCUUCCACAGCCGGCGGGGGAAAGUUCUCCGCUGUUGGUGUGAACCAACGAUUCUGUCUCGGUGACGGCUUCCGUUGGCACGGUUGCUACGCGAAUGGCGAGCUCGCCGUCGCUCGCAACAUUGUGGGUCUGGCCAGGCCGAUGCUGACGCUUCAGAUGCACGGCGGUCAUUCAGCUGUCGCUCCGCGGUUCCCUUGAGAUUUCAGUUUUCCCUGA